AUGGUUGUCAACGACGUGUUAAUCAACCACGGAGGGGGAGGAGGAGCUUCAGGGUCUCCUUGUCGGGGGCGGCUGCAGGGGAGGACAUUAUCGGCGUUGGGGGGGACAGAGGACGCUGCGGGGGCGGAGGCGGCUGUGGUGGCCCUCCGCUGGUCGAACUUCGAGAGGAGCGAGUGUUCGAGCGGCCUCUCGGCGGAGUCGGCGGUGAAGGCGCCGAAGGAAGUUCGGUGGGGGGGUCACGCUCAGGCUCUGACGCAGGGUCUGGAGGGAGAUCUCCUCGCGUUUGACCUGGAUCGACGACAGUUUGAGGGAGGCGGGAGCUGGGGGAGACAGGGCGAGAGUGCCUCGAGGCAGAUCGAGAUGCAAGGGUGCUUCGAGGGCCGAGCGGAUGUUGUGCUCGCCGGAUUGCCUUGUAGUGCGGGUAAUCUUCCGCGAUCGAUCGGGGUGUCCGGUUGGGGCACGGCUGCUGCUCACAACGGCAGCCACGUUGGAUGGGGGAAGGACGGGAAGGAACCAAGGCUACGCGUCCGUGAGGACAAGUACCGCUCACUGAAGCGCAGGUAUAGUGAGGGUGCGCACCACCCGACCUAUAGGAGAGGAAGGUCGAGCGACAGGGGAAACACAGACUUGGAAGGAUGCUGGGGGCGUUUGACUGGGUCUUACCAAAGCGAUGGGCAGGCUGUGCGCGUUGGUCCGUGCGUGCUGGUCCGUGCACAGCAUGCCGACGCGGCCCCGGGGGCCGUAGAUAACGAUGCGUCCAUAUCAGGCAUGUAG
Molecule: messenger RNA, 774 nt
Organism: Postia placenta MAD-698-R-SB12
Lineage: Eukaryota; Fungi; Basidiomycota; Agaricomycetes; Polyporales; Adustoporiaceae
Exons: 9
Coding region: 1-774 (257 amino acids)
Source: RefSeq, a predicted model, not a curated record